Stylophora pistillata is the source of this 549-nucleotide messenger RNA. RefSeq lists its product as uncharacterized. The record is from RefSeq and is a predicted model, not a curated record. Lineage: Eukaryota; Metazoa; Cnidaria; Anthozoa; Scleractinia; Pocilloporidae.
AUGGCUGGGUUUUACAAAGGAAGAUGCGAAGAACUACACUGCAUAGACAAAGUCAAAUGCUGUCAAAUGCUUGAACUUAGAAUUCAGUACACAAACAAUCCUUGCAAAAAUGGAGCGACAUGUUUCAACCUUCAAGAUAGUUAUCACUGUGAGUGUAAACAGGGAUUUUCUGGAGUUAACUGCGAAAAGGAUAUUGACGAGUGUACCCAAAGUCCUUGCAAGAAUGGAGCUACUUGUGUUAACCUUCAUGGAAGUUAUCGCUGGGAUUGCGUGACUGUAUAUUCAGAAAAAACCUGCGAAACAAAUAUAAAUGAGUGUGAAGCUGAGCCCUGCAAGAAUGGAGCCACGUGUGUUGAUCUUGUUGGAGAUUAUCAUUGUCAUUGUGUGUCCGGCUUUAAUGGAGCAAAUUGCGAGAAAGUUCCAAAAUUAACCACUUUGUCACCACCCGUCACUACUCAGCCACUGGUGAUAGGUGCAAACGCAUGUAACCUGAUGAUUUUACCUCUGGACACAAGGGUAACACGCCAUGGUUUCUUCACUUCACCCUGA